This is a messenger RNA of Henningerozyma blattae CBS 6284, 1533 nucleotides long. RefSeq names its product Mdj1p (gene MDJ1). The record is from RefSeq and is a predicted model, not a curated record. Gene Ontology annotation, molecular function: ATP binding; heat shock protein binding. The transcript has a single exon. Gene Ontology annotation, cellular component: cytoplasm. Gene Ontology annotation, biological process: response to heat; protein refolding. Bases 1 to 1533 code for a protein of 510 amino acids. NCBI's taxonomy places the organism in Eukaryota, Fungi, Ascomycota, Saccharomycetes, Saccharomycetales, Saccharomycetaceae.
AUGUUUACAUUAGCUUAUCGAUCAAGAGUCUUUACUGGUGCUCGGAAUAUUGAUUCUUUGAAAAAUAUUAUUCGAACCACACAAAUCAAUCAAAGAUCAUUAUUCCAUUCCAAUGCUAUCCUAUACAAUAGUUUCAAGGAUCCUUACAAAGUUUUAGGAUUGAAUAAAGAUGCAAAAGCAAGUGAGAUUAAAAAAGCUUAUUACAAGUUAGCCAAGAAAUAUCAUCCAGAUAUCAAUAAGGAUAAGGGAAGUGACAAGAAAUUCCAUGAUAUUACAAACGCCUAUGAAAUCUUAAGUGAUGAGAAGAAAAAAAUGCAAUACGAUCAAUUUGGAUCUGCUGCCUUUGAUAAUAGUCAAGGAGGAGGCAGUGGUGGAUUCUCCGGAGGCAAUCCAUUUGCAGGAGGCGCCAAUCCAUUUGCUAACGCAGGUGGGAAUCCGUUUGGAUUUGGUGGUAUAAACUUCGAAGAUUUGUUCGGAGCUGCAUUUUCUAAAGCCAAUGGAGCUGCAGGUCGUGGUGGUGGCAGAAGUAGUGGGCGUGGCAAUGGAUCACCUUUUGGUGGGUUCUAUAGUGAAGUCCGUGGUGAUAAUGUAGAAGUCAUACAUACUUUAAGCUUCAAGGAUGCUGUAUUUGGUUCUCGUAAUGUUACUUUGAAUGUCAGCAGUAUUGAACAAUGUAAGACUUGUACCGGUAGUGGUAUGAAACCUGGCUCACACAGAUCCGAAUGUAGUUCAUGUCAUGGGACAGGGACUACUGUACACGUCCGUGCCGGUUUCCAAAUGGCAUCUACUUGUAUGAGUUGUGGUGGUACUGGUGAAAAUAUCGCUCGUGAAGAUGUAUGUAGGAAUUGUGAUGGGGAAGGUACUGAACCUCGCCCAGUACAACGUACAGUGCAAGUUGAAUUACCACCAGGAUUGGUAGACGGUGAUGUGAUCCGUGUUGCUGGUCAAGGUGGAUACCCAAAUAUUGCCAUUGCACCAGAACAAAGAGAUCAAGUAAAGGUUACUCGUGGUGAUUUAUUGGUAAGAAUCCGUGUGAAACAAGAUAAAGUAUUUUCCAUCCGCAACGGUAAUGAACUAUGGCAAACGCGUGAGAUUCCUGUGACCACUGCUGUGCUGGGUGGUAACGUUGUUAUACCCACACUUGAUGGUAACCAACUAAGACUGCGAGUACGUUCAGGAACUCGUGAUGGAGAAACCGUAAGUGUACCAGGACAAGGUGUUCCACGUGGUCGUGGAGGCUUAUCACGUGGCGACAUGAAGGUCCAAUGGAGAGUACCUGUACGUACACCAAAGACUGCUGUGGAACGAUGCUUAUGGGAGGCAUUAGCUGACGUGACCAACGAUUCUGGGGCAUCGAGGUCUCCAGAUCACGUGAGACUGGACACAGACAGCUCCGCGGGAAAUACCAAAAGCAGUAAUUCAGAGCCUUCGGAUGCUAAACCAAAAUCUUCUACAUCAAAUAACUCCGACUCGGCUCUAAACCGUUUGGAACAAUUCUUGAAUCGUACACUUAAACGAUUCCAGAAAAAAUAG